Molecule: messenger RNA, 2241 nt
Organism: Achroia grisella
Lineage: Eukaryota; Metazoa; Arthropoda; Insecta; Lepidoptera; Pyralidae
Exons: 3
Coding region: 1-2241 (746 amino acids)
Source: RefSeq, a predicted model, not a curated record
AUGUCCGUUGUUGAACAAUACAUGACAGUAAUAGAAGACACAGCAAGCUUAUUACAAAGAGCACAAAUCAAUUUAAAGAAGUGUCCAAAGCAACGAUUAACACAAGGGUACAUAGAAACUAGAUUAAAAUGCAUAGAAGAAUAUUGGAACACUUUCAAAGAAGCUAAUCAAAAUCUAUGCAAAUCUACACCUCGAGAUAAACGUGCCGACAUACCUUACUUUGUCAAUGAAGAUUAUUUUAUUAUAGAAGACCUGUAUUUGUGUUUAGAAGCGGACCUGAAAGAUAUGUUACGUGGUAUGCAGACUCGAAGCAAAGAGCAACAAUCGACUUCAUAUAGCAAUGUAAACGUUGAAGAAAGGACUUCACAAGUGAAAUUACCCAGAAUUGAAAUCCCCUUAUUCCAAGGGAAAUAUGAGGCCUGGGCUACAUAUCAUGAUUUGUUCACAUCAUUGGUGCAUAAUAACACAUCACUUAGUAAAGUGCAAAAGUUACAUUAUCUGAAGACCAGUACUGCCGGAGAAGCAGCUUACCUGUUGAAACACAUACAAGUUACAGAUAACAAUUACAAUCAAGCAUGGGAUAUUCUCAAAAACAGGUAUGGAAACAGGCGUAUGAUACUUGCCUCCAUUUUAAAGCGAUUGUUUGGCCAGAAAAAGAUAUCUACACAGUCAGCCUACAAUAUAAGAUCAUUACUAGAUACCACUUCAGAAUGUAUUAAUAAUUUACAUAAUUUAUCUAUACCUACGGACUCUUGGGAUCCAGUAAUUAUAUAUUUGGUGGUGCAAAAAUUGGACUUGGAGUCACAUAAGGAGUGGGAAGAGUAUGCAUACAAAGAAAACUCAGAAGAUUUACCUUCGUGGACGGAGCUGAAGAAGUUUCUGGAAUCUAAAUUUCGUACAUUGGAGCUUGUUAAUCCCUAUACAUCAUCAUCAAUAAAAGAAAGGCCAGUAGCUACUAAGGAACGAACUUUUCAUGCUACAACUACUGAAAAAACGUGUUUCAUGUGCAAAGAGAAUCAUACACUGUGUCAUUGUAAAGAAUUUGCAAAAAUGGAUCCUCAACAAAGAAGUCACUACGUGAAGACCAAUAAUUUAUGUUAUAAUUGUUUAUUGCCCGGACAUACAGUAUUUAAAUGUCGAAUAGCCAUGACAUGUCGCAUAUGUCAUAGGCGCCAUCACUCUCUACUGCAUGAAGAUAAGAAUAACAACGCUAACACGUCGGGUCACCUGGAGAAGUCAUUACAACCUAACGUGUCAGCGCAUUUUAGAGUAGAGGAGCGAGAUUACAAUACAGUGAUUGCGUCGAAUUAUAGCAGUAAUUGCGGGAAGGAGACAGCCUUUUUAGCAACCGCAAUGGUGACAGUGAAGAAUAAAAAAGGACAUACUGUUGUAUUAAGGGCAUUAAUUGAUCAAGGGUCUGAACAGAGUUUUAUAAGUGAAAAGGCGGCUCAAUUAUUACAAUUAGAGAGAACACCAAUUAAGGCAACUGUGGUUGGAAUGGGAUCUAUGAAGUCACAAUUAAAGCAAGUGGUGCAGGUUCAGGUUUCAUCUAAAUGGGACAACAAUAGCAGUCAUCAUAUAUCAGCAUAUGUGAUGUCAAAACAACUGACCACCAAAAUACCACAGAGGGUUGUCACUGGACAUAAGUGGCAACAUGUACAAGGACUUAUCUUAGCCGAUCCAAUAUACUACAAACCUGGGGUAAUUGAUUUGCUUCUGGGUGUGAAGGUUUAUUCAAAAAUAAUAGAAAAUCAAUUAAUCAAAGGGCCACCAGGGACUCCAAGUGCACAAAAAACAUCCCUGGGCUGGAUCCUAUUUGGAGAGAUAAAUACAGCACCGAGCAAUGAACCGCUCGUUGUAAUGCAUGCUCAAGUAGAUGUAGAAGAAAACAUAAAAAUUCGGAAUGGAAACACAGAAAAUACAGUAAGAGAACGUAACAAAAAUCCAAAAUUCAAAGAGAAAUGUACAACAUUUAUGGAACAUGCACUUCAAAAUGAGAUUAAUAUUAAAAAAUGUACAGGAUGUUCUUAUUUACCAAAGCAUAUGAAGACAAUCGGAGUAUCCUGUAGAGAGAAAAAGCAAAGCAAACAAAUGGUCAAAUCCAGUAAAUGCAGUUAUGGACUCUGUCAGUGCAUCCAGAAAAAGAUUGAUGUCUUGCCAUGGUGGACGUUUUCUGCCGGCAAUGCUCGUAAAAUAUCAACGAUGAAACCCUUAAACCCUGUACAUAUGAGUUCAGUAUGA